UAAGAUAAACUUUAUGAGAUAGUUGUGGCUGUGGUUUUUCAUCAGCUGACUAGAAGGUUAUCUCAAGUUCUGGAUUUUGUUUCUACCUAUGAUGAGUGGUUCCAGGCUUUUCAGCAGUGCCAAUGCACUGAUUAAGAAAUCUUCUCAAAGAAAUUUUGGCAUUCUUUAUCCAGCUUUACAAAAAGCAACUGAUCCUAUUCAACAGUUAUUUCUUGAAAAACUUAGAGAAUAUAAGAAAAAGAGCAGUGGAGGCCAGCUGGUUGAUCCUUCCCCAGAAAUUCAGCGAGAAUUGAAACAAGAACAUACAAAACUUCUUAAAAUGUAUGGUGGUAGCGAGGGAGUCGAUAUGACAAAAUUCCCUGAUAUUAAAUUCACUGAUGUCAAACUGGACCCGAUUAACAUGGAUGCAGCUUAAGUGCAUGCGAAACAGUGCAUAUUCCAAUCUAUAAAUGAAGAAUAGAUAAACAAGAAAUUGUAGUUGAAAACAAGUAUUUAUUAAAACAGAAAUUUGGUCUUUUGUAUGAAUCUGCAUUCAACUUUGUUAUUAAAUGUAAAUACAAAUAAUGUUUUAUGUUUUUAUUUUAUCCUAACAAUAUUUUCCUCAGUUUCUGUUUAUUUCUCAAAUAUUAUUGAACAGAAAUGAAAAUUAAAAAAAAUAAAUAAAUAAUUUUAAAAAUCUUUUCUCCCAAAGAACACAAUGUACUACUACUAAAACAUAUUGGCAAAUUGUUUGUGAUGAUUAUUAAUAAUGAAACUUGGUGUAUUAGUUUUGUUCCCUUUCACUUCAGGUUACGAUUCCCUACAAAUGUUUGGUCAUAAAAUCUUUACAUGCCUGUAAAAAGGAAAAUUAAAAUCAUUCAAUGUAAUAAUUAGUCAGUAUUUGAACUUAAAUUGUUCUUUGUUUAUGUUAUUUCACUGAAUAGUUAAAGUGUCAAAUUUAAAAAUCAGUCGAGAAAAUCACAGUCAUGAACGAACAGUCUGACUAAACACAUUAUCCUGCUUUUGGUAAUAAGCAAUUGAAUUAUUAACAAGAAACAUUUUCAAUUUUUUAUUAAUUUAAAUUUAAUUACUUUAUUAUAAUUAUUUGCCUUAUAUGUUGUUACUAGAAAUUCAGUGUGCUUUCCUCUUGCUUAUUAUUUAAUUUUACAAUAACAAAUUUAUUUUUACAUUUUUUUUCUUUUACCAUGUGCCAGGAACUAGCCAUUCUUAAGAUUACAUACAUUUAUGAUAUUUCACAUCCUCAACGAUGUCAAAUGAUGAUUUUACUUGGACGAAUUCUAAAGUUUAAAAGUAAAAUAAGUUCACAUACAAAAUAUUCAUGAUUUCUACCACUAAUGAAAUUCAUUUUACAAAAUCUAAUGAUAAUAGUACAUGAAGGAAUGGAGGUUUAUACUAUUACCACUACAACCCAUUAAGGUCUUUUCUUAUAGUGAAUUAUUUAAUGUAAAAUGUAUAGGUGGCAUUAUAUCUAUAUUAAAUAGGUGUUAUGUAUGUUUUAACAUGUAUAUAUGUAACGAGCGGUGUGAUAAAGUAUUUUCAAGUUACUCAAUUUGUUGUUUUUUAAUCAAUUCAAGAACUCGGCUACAACAGGUCUUGAAUUAAGUUCUUAGUAAGGAAAUACUGUUUUAAGGCCAACAGUUGUGCAGGGAAGUGUUUGAACUAAAUAAUUUAUAUAAUUUGAUACCAAAAAUAUAGAAAUUUUCAUUUUCGAUAUGAUAACAAAAGUGUACGAUUGCUGUCCGUUGGACACCAUAACAAUUGGUGUAAAGUUAAUUAGAUGUAUGUUAUAUGGCUUGAGCACAGAAAUAAUGUAUAGAAAUGACGAGUUCCUUUACUUCAAGUUCAGAUACUCCCUGUUGGAGUCAGUCCAAAAC
Molecule: messenger RNA, 1874 nt
Organism: Nezara viridula (southern green stink bug)
Lineage: Eukaryota; Metazoa; Arthropoda; Insecta; Hemiptera; Pentatomidae
Source: the annotation of a GenBank genome assembly